Messenger RNA from Anopheles gambiae (African malaria mosquito), 4219 nucleotides. RefSeq names its product ATP-dependent RNA helicase bel (gene bel). Gene Ontology annotation, cellular component: P granule; nucleus. The transcript is spliced from 4 exons. Gene Ontology annotation, biological process: gamete generation; cell differentiation. The record is from RefSeq and is a predicted model, not a curated record. NCBI's taxonomy places the organism in Eukaryota, Metazoa, Arthropoda, Insecta, Diptera, Culicidae. Gene Ontology annotation, molecular function: RNA helicase activity; ATP binding; RNA binding. The coding region runs from base 848 to 3361 and encodes 837 amino acids.
GGCCUGCUCGCCGAACAACGGAAUCGAAUGAAAGGAAAAAAAAGGAAGAAGAAGCAGACGGGGCGAAUUAGUCGGAAUAGGUUUUCAGGCUUCGGCAGUCGUAGUAGAGCGGUACGCCGCGUUUGACCGUUAUUUUGCGGAGAUUUUUGCCAGUUUUAGGAGAAGGUUUUCAGGACAAAGUAUUGCUUGUCUUGCACAUUUGUUACAAGAGUUUAUUGGAAAGCGGAAAGCUUUUCCCUUCCUUCGUCGGAGCAGAACAUCUAAAGAAGAAGAAGCGGAAGCAGUAGCAGCAUCCGUUUGUUCCCCCUUUCAACUGUGUGUGCGCGCGCGUGUAUAUGUAUGCAAGUGUGUGUGCCUGUCUGGUGGUGCAUUCGAAAUCAAAGAUACCCGUGACACGACGCUUCGAGUGUAUACGUGUGUUGUGUACCAGUGAGUGCGCACACUUCAUCUCAAACAAGUGAGAACACACAGUAUUUGGAAAGUGUCGGGGCAGCGUGUUGUGCAAACGCUGUGUGCAGUGCUUAGAGAAAGAGCACAGCUUUAAAGGACAACGCUUGAUUAAAAAAAAAAACAAGUUUGUGAACAUUUUUGAACUAUAAAAUUGCAGUGAAUUUGGUGGCGAGAUAUCAAACAGAACAGUACGUAAUUACUCUUCCCAAGGUGUGCAUCGCCGUAAGUGUGUGUGCGCGUGACAGUGUAUAGGAAACUAGGGCGUUCGGUAAAACUGUUUCGGUAAAACGGUACCGCUUCACCCCCGCUAAAAAAGAACACUUUUCUCAUCGUAACUUUCGUCCCAAAUCCUACGGUGGAAGGAAGACAACAAAACUAUACGAACGCUCACUGUAAUAUGAGUAAUGCUAUUAACCAAAAUGGUACAGGUCUAGAACAGCAGUUUGCUGGUCUGGACUUGCAGCAGAAGCAGCAGCAACUUGGCGGCGGCGGUGGCAGCAACCCAGAAUCCGGAAAUCCUAAGCAUCCGGCCGGGCGGUACGUACCACCGCAAUUGCGAGAAUGUGCUGAUAGCGGUGGCGACUUUCAACCUGCUGAUACCGGUGCCGGCGUUGGUCCUGUAAGCGGCGGCGGUAUCGGUGGCGGAGGUGGCAGACGGGGUGGAUACGGCGAUUCGAACCGGAAUCGUGGCGGCGGCGACUUCGGGCGCUACGGCGAUCGUGACUAUCGCGGAGGCGACUUCAACAGGCGUAGCGGAGGCGGCGGUGGCGGCCGCUAUCAGAACGAUCGGCGCGGCGGCGACUACGGCAACUAUGGCCGCGGCGGUGGCGACCGGGGCUACAACAAUGGCGGUGGCUUCCAGCGCGGCGGGGACGGCGGGGGCUAUCAGAAUUCUGAAGGUUUCGGAGGCGAUCGGCGGGACAACAACUGGGGGUCGUACGGUGGCGCUCGUGGUGGUCCGGGUGGCGGACCGGCAGCCGUUGGCCGUGAUCGACCCAUGGACGGGCCGCCUCAGAAUGAUCGCUGGCCGGAGCCGGGAGCGGCAAUGGGCCCGCCCGGACCGGGCAGCGUCGGCAGCGGUGGCGGAACCGGCCCCGGUGAAGGGCCCGGUGCCGCAGCCGCCGGUGGCAGAUCGUUCUACGAUCGUGGAUCGAACGGCGGUGGCGGACGCUGGCCGAGUGGUUCCGAUCGGCGCGACGGCCGCGGUGGCGGCGCCGGAGGCGGAGGAUACGGCGGCGGUGGCGGUGGAUCCGGACGCGGCCAGAUCGACUACACAGUGCUCACCGAGCGGGACGAGCGUCUGGAGGCGGAGCUGUUCAAACACGGCAACACCGGUAUCAAUUUCAGCAAGUACGAAGAUAUUCCCGUGGAGGCGACGGGCGACGACGUGCCCGGUCACAUCAAUACCUUCGACGACAUUGAGCUGACAGAGAUUAUCGAUAAUAACAUAAAGCUGGCACGCUACGACAAACCGACGCCGGUGCAGAAGUACGCGAUCCCGAUCAUCCUGUCCGGGCGGGAUCUGAUGGCGUGCGCGCAGACGGGCUCGGGCAAGACGGCCGCCUUCCUGGUGCCGAUCCUGAACCAGAUGUACAAGCACGGGGCGGCCGCGCCGCCCCCGAACCGGCCGAUGAACCGGCGCAAGCAGUACCCGCUCGGGCUGGUGCUGGCGCCGACCCGCGAGCUGGCGACGCAGAUCUUCGAGGAGUCGAAGAAGUUCUGCUACCGGUCGCGCAUGCGCCCGGCCGUACUGUACGGCGGCAACAACACGCAGGACCAGAUGCGCGAUCUCGAGCGCGGCUGCCACCUGAUCGUGGCGACGCCCGGUCGGCUGGAGGACAUGAUCGGGCGCGGCAAGGUCGGGCUGGACAACAUCCGCUUCCUGGUGCUGGACGAAGCCGACCGCAUGCUGGACAUGGGCUUCGAGCCGCAGAUCCGGCGCAUCGUCGAGGAGAGCCGCAUGCCGGUGACGGGCGAACGGCAGACGCUCAUGUUCUCCGCCACCUUCCCGAAGGCGAUCCAGGAGCUGGCGAGCGACUUCCUGUACCGCUACAUCUUCUUGGCGGUCGGGCGCGUCGGCUCGACCUCGGUCAACAUUACGCAGACGAUCUUCUGGGUGGAGGAAAACAUCAAGCGCUCGCAUCUGCUCGAUCUGCUGUCGAACAUCACCAAGCAGAACGACGGGGACGACGAGAACUGUCUGACGCUGAUCUUUGUCGAGACGAAGAAGGCGGCCGACUCGCUGGAGGAGUUCCUGUACAACCACAACUUCCCGGUCACGAGCAUCCACGGCGAUCGUACGCAGGCGGAGCGCGAGGAGGCGCUGCGCCUGUUCCGCUGCGGCCGCUGCCCGAUCCUGGUCGCGACGGCCGUGGCCGCCCGCGGGCUGGACAUUCCGAACGUGAAGCAGGUGAUCAACUUCGAUCUGCCGGCCGAGGUGGAGGAGUACGUGCACCGCAUCGGUCGUACCGGCCGUAUGGGCAACCUCGGUACCGCCACCUCCUUCUUUAACGAGAAGAAUCGCAACGUGGCGAACGGGCUGGUGCGCCUGCUGGCCGAGACGGGGCAGGAAAUUCCCGGCUUCCUGGAGGAGAUGACCAACAGCCGUAGUUUCGGGGGCAAUCGCCGCGGCCGUGUACCGCGCGGCGGUGGUGGCUCGACCUUCGGCUCACGAGAUUACCGUCAGCAGAACAGUGGCCGCUCGGGCGGUGGCUCGCGCGAUCAUCGCCCAAUGGGCGGUGGCGGUGGUGGUUCCCGCGGUGGUUAUGGCGGCGGUGGUGGCGGUGGCGGUGGAUAUGGCGAACGUGACGACGGCUACGGACGCAAUGGUGUUGGCGGUGGUAGCUAUGGAGGAAGCUACAGCAACAACGAUGGCGGCAACGGCGUCGACUGGUGGGGCGAUGGUUACUGAGGCCACCCACAGCGCAGCAUCCGGUAAAGCGCUGCAUGCGGGCUAUUUUGUACCGCAUUAUUAGUGUCGGGUGCAAAAGAUAGUUGCAUCAAGAUAGCAACAACAACAACAAUAUAACAAAAACAUACUUGCUCUAAGUUAAUAAAAAAACUCUCACACGCAUUAUGCAACAACAGCUACGAAAAAAAAACACACAAAUAAAUUACACUUGCAAAGUAUAACUAAUCGGCAAACAAAUCGUCUGUAGAGAAGAGAAAACAAGGGUUAGGAACAAAGGAGAGAAAAUGUUUGCAAAAGCGCAGCGCAGACGUUAAGUCAGCAAAAAAAAAGAACACCAUGAUAUGCGAGAGUCUCAUUGAAAGCAAAAACACUGUUAAUCAGGAUCAGAUAUGAGACACAAGCGCGAAGAGUACGCGUGUGUGUGAAUCAAGGAAGCAAAAAAUGGAAAAAAAACAACAGGAAAAAAGGAGGUAGAGAUAGUAGGAGAAACAUCAUUCGAUACGAAGAGUACAGGAUGUGUGCAAAUGUAUGCGAGAGCUUCUUGAAGGGAGAGCAAAAAGAUAGAUAGGGAACAUCUAUUUAGCGUACAAAAUGGAGAGAAGAGAGAGUGUCAUGUACAACAGAAGUUUAGUUCUCUCUCAGAUCAGAACAAAGCUGAUACACUAAUGCACAUCUGCGCGCGCAAACCAUGGAAAGUUAAUGGAUGAAACUAAAAACGAAACACGUGUAAAACUCACUCUACUCUACUGCAGAAAGUGAUUGCAGGACAACAAAAAAAAAAGAAAUCACACCCCGUCAACAACUGAAAUAUGAAGAAAAAAAAACUUGGCAGUGAAGCCAAUUAUUGAACUUCCCGAA